Messenger RNA from Oryza sativa Japonica Group (Japanese rice), 1629 nucleotides. Lineage: Eukaryota; Viridiplantae; Streptophyta; Magnoliopsida; Poales; Poaceae. The record is from RefSeq and is a predicted model, not a curated record.
UUGGACCAAACUCAAACCCGACCCCGGCCCCGACGAGUCGGAACUCGAAGCAUCUCGCCUCGCCGCCGCCGCCGCCGCACGCCCGACGGAAGCGAGCGCCUCUCUCUCUCUCUCUCACCGGCGACGGGAUCGACGGCGGCGGGGGCGGGGAUGGUGGGCUGGCUGAAGGCGCUGUGCUACGGCGCGGGGGGCAUGGCGGUGGUGGGGCUCGCGGCGCUCGUGGCGCUGCAGGAGCGCCUCGUCUACGUGCCCGUGCUCCCGGGGAUCGCGCGGGCGUACCCCAUCACCCCCGACCGCCUCCGCCUCAUCUACGAGGACGUCUGGCUCCGCGCCGCCGACGGCGUCCGCCUCCACUCCUGGUUCAUCCGCCACUCCCCCACCUGCCGAGGUCCAACUAUUCUGUUCUUCCAAGAAAAUGCUGGCAAUAUUGCACAUCGUUUGGACUUUGUUCGACUAAUGAUGCAACGACUACAGUGCAAUGUAUUUAUGCUUUCUUACAGAGGGUAUGGUGAGAGUGAUGGUUAUCCUUCUCAGAAGGGCAUCAUAAAUGAUGCACAGGCUGCACUUGAUCAUCUAGUUCAGAGGAAGGAUAUUGACACAUCCAGGAUAGUUGUUUUUGGGAGAUCGUUAGGAGGUGCUGUUGGAGCAGUGCUUGCGAAAAACAAUCCUGGCAAGGUGUCAGCUCUAAUACUGGAAAACACCUUUACAUCUAUAUUGGAUAUGGCUGGUAUCAUGCUACCCUUCUUACGAUGGUUCAUAGGUGGCAGUUCUUCAAAAGGUCCAAAACUUCUGAACUGUGUUGUUCGCUCCCCAUGGAGUACACUUGAUAUCAUUGCAGAGGUCAAACAACCCAUUAUUUUCCUUUCUGGAUUACAAGAUGAAUUAGUUCCCCCUUCACACAUGAGGUUACUAUAUGAAAAAGCUUUUGAGCAUAAUAAGAAUUGUAGAUUUGUUGAUUUUCCCAAUGGCAUGCAUAUGGAUACCUGGAAUUCUGGAGGAGACCGUUACUGGAGGACAAUCCAACUGUUUCUGGACCAAUAUGCUCCAGAAGUACAGAGUUGUAAUACCAGCUGCAAAAGUGAAAUUGCUAAUGAUGAUGAAGCUGAAGAGUGACCAGAACAUCUGGAGCGGCCUUCUUUUUUUUUUCUUCCAGGCUCCAGUUUUCUGGUGUGAUGCGAUUUAAAUCCUGAUGAACUGAAGCUCACUGCAAACAAUUAAUUCAGGCAAUUAUUCUCCAUUCAACCUGAAGAAGGCAAAGUUGUGAAUACCUUGAGGUUGCUCUCCAUCCUAGCACUACAUUUGUCUCUGGAGCUAUAUAUAGAUUUCUGAGAAGACCUAGCCUUUGAACUGAUGAUUCCCCCUCCCCCCCUUGAUUUAAUCUGUGAUGUUGCUUUGUUGAAGUUUUUUACAAUAUACUGUAGCGCAUUACCAUGUCAUAAUCUGGCCUCGGUGUAUAACAGUGUAAUGCAUAGGUUUUUAGGCUCUGGUUCAGCAAUUUGGUUUUGUGUUUUUUAUUAUUGGUGUUAUAGAUCUGGUUGCCUGCUUCUUAAGCCUGUUAUACCAAAACUGUUGCAAUAUCAAUAGGCCAUGUCUUCACCGGCAGUAAUUUUUUAGCAUUACACGACCUUA